Messenger RNA from Prunus persica (peach), 828 nucleotides. RefSeq lists its product as uncharacterized. Lineage: Eukaryota; Viridiplantae; Streptophyta; Magnoliopsida; Rosales; Rosaceae. The record is from RefSeq and is a predicted model, not a curated record. The transcript has a single exon. The coding region runs from base 55 to 438 and encodes 127 amino acids.
AUUCCAACUUCAUAACACAUCUUCCGCAUUCAUUAAACAUUCUCACCAAAUAACAUGGGCAUGGACAAGUGGUCUUUGCUAAGCCGCCUAAGGAACGCCGUGAAGAAGGUGAGCUUCCUACUACAUCUCAACGUCAACCGCUGGCGAAUCGCUUCGAUGAUCGGCCGUACUGCUUCGGGCAACCACCGGUUGAGGAGCUUCAACGACCGCCCGGGCCUGACGGCGGCGUGUGCUGAUGAUGAGACCAGCUCCGAGGAUUCGGGGUCUUCUAGGGGACAUCUCCAGAGGACUAUAAGCUAUCCCUCGGAUCAAGAUGAUAUUGAUCAAAGAGCUGAGAUGUUCAUAGCUAAUUUCCGCCGCCAACUUCAGAUGGAAAGACAGAUUUCAUUAGAGCUUCGAUAUUGCAGAGGAAAUAGUUUCGACUUGAAGUCUCCUUGAUCAGUUUUGAUUGGUGACGAUGGAGCUAGCCUGUGAUAUUUUUUUCAACAUGGUCAAUCUCCAUUGGAAAUCUGAAGAUCCUCAGAGGGUUUUGUUUUUGUUUUUGUUCUUUUUCCCUUUUUCUUUUGGUUUUGUCAGGCUUGUUUGAUUGCCGAUAUGACAAAUUGCCAACAUUUUUUUAUACUUGGGCAUACUUAAUUUUCCUUUAUGUAAAUGUUAUUCUUUGAACUUUGGAGAAAUUUUCGAAGGUAUUCUUUUGGGAAAAACGCUGUGGGAUUGAUUUGGUAAAUGUCAUUUUCUUUUGGCUGGAUUGUGGCUAAUGUCAAGUAUGUCAUCAUUGUUUUUGUACGUUCUUUGACAGGAGCAUCUUCAAAGUAAAUUUGUUCUUCA